Molecule: messenger RNA, 1197 nt
Organism: Fonsecaea pedrosoi CBS 271.37
Lineage: Eukaryota; Fungi; Ascomycota; Eurotiomycetes; Chaetothyriales; Herpotrichiellaceae
Exons: 2
Coding region: 1-1197 (398 amino acids)
Source: RefSeq, a predicted model, not a curated record
AUGGCGUCGCCUCUCGUGCUGCACACCUUCAUCUUCGCCACCACCAAGCAGCUACUGUGCCUGAGAGGGCAGAAGGAGGACGACAUGUCGCAGCUGGCGGUGCGGGCGCCGUCGAUCCACCAGAGCGAGGCUCUCAACCACGCCCGAAACGAGAUCGAGUCGCUGGAAGGGCCUCCCUCGGACGGAAUGAUCUUGGCGGUCAUCAUCCUCGCUGUCAAUGGCACACGUCGACAACACAUCCCACCACAACCUCAUCCGGUCUCUCCCCUCGCAAAGACCCAGAGCCUCCAUCUCUUCAGUCUGCUGAACGUCGUCGAAGCGCACGUCAAAGCGGUUGCCCAGCUCGUGUCUCUGAAGGGGGGUCUGGAAGCGGUGGAUACGUACGGUGUCCGAGAUACGCUUUUGCUAGCCGACAUUUACUUCUCAUCCAUACUGGGCACGAGGCCCGGUCAAGUCUGGCCCACACCGGUGACGAGUCUUGUCGAUGCUGGCCUGCACUCGCUGGACGCGAGGGCCGAACACCUCGGUUCCCAGCUCGGCACGGGGUUUGGCCCCUUCAAACUAGACGACGACCUCCGGGUCGUCCUCCAGCUCAUGUGCGACCUUGUCGUCGCCCUGGACCACCACGUCCGCAAGGGAAGCCACCCGCCGGAAUGGUCCGACAUCAUCCUGCAGCGCAACGCCGUGCAGAACAAACUCCUCUGCCUGAAGCCGUUGACGCACGAGGAAUUUGUCAAAGCGGGUACGCUCAACAACAUCACCCGCCUCGCCGCCAACAUCUUCAGCGACAUGGUCCUCUUCCCGCUCAGUCCCGCCACGGGGAUCAAGCCGCGCCUGGCCGGCGAGCUGCGGCGGUGUCUGCGGACCCUACCCAUCCUCGACAUCGAGGAGUACGGUCCCCCCUCGGAGUUUUUCCUCUGGGUGCUCACGCUCGGCGGGAUCGCCGCGUCCUUCACCAGGCACCGCGGCUGGUACAUCGAGAAGCUGGCCGAGCAUUAUGGGGAGGUCCUGGUCCUUUGCAAAAGCGGUGGUGGGAGUGGGAGUGGGAGUGAUGAUUCGGUGCUAAAGCGCAUGCGCCCCUUCCUGUGGUGGGCAGACGUCUGCGAUCGGCCGGCACGGCUGCUGUGGGCACAGUCGCGCGACGUCUACGACGAGGAGAGGAGUCUCGAGGGGGAGUAUCCCCCGGUUUCGACAUGA